Molecule: messenger RNA, 4160 nt
Organism: Petromyzon marinus (sea lamprey)
Lineage: Eukaryota; Metazoa; Chordata; Hyperoartia; Petromyzontiformes; Petromyzontidae
Source: RefSeq, a predicted model, not a curated record
GUGUGGAAGGGGAUUGAGGAGUCGCCCCCCCCGCCCCAUCACGGAGUCGACCGCCGCCCCCCGCAAACCGCCCGGGUCCUGCCGGGGGUCUCCCCUCGUCCACCCCCUCGUCCACCCCCUCACCACCACCACCGCCGCUUCUGUCUCUAGGCCAUGGCGGACCGCAAGAUCAACGAGGCGCUGGAGCAUCUGGCGAGCGCAGAGAAGUGUCUCAAAACUGGGUUUCUCAAGUGGAAGCCGGACUAUGACGGAGCCGCUUCAGAGUUCAGCAAAGCAGCGGUGGCGUUUAAGAACGCCAAGCAGUACGAUCAGGCCAAGGAGGCCUACCUCAAGGAGGCGCAGUCGCACAAAUUCAACCAGGCGCUCUUCCACUCUGCAAAGGCGUACGAACAGGCGGGGAUGAUGCUGAAGGAGAUGCAGCGUCUGCCCGAGGCCGUGGACCUGAUUGAGCGCGCGAGCACCAUGUACCUGGAGAACGGCACUCCCGACACUGCCGCCAUCGCGCUGGAGCGCGCCGGCAAGCUGGUGGAGACGGUGAAUCUGGACAAGGCCAUCGAGCUGUUCCGGGCUGCAGGGGCUGUGUACGAGGGUGAGGAACGGAUGCGCCAAGCCGCAGAAAUGUUGGACCGGAUCUCGCGGCUCCUGGUGCGAGGAGAGAGGCUGGACGAGGCGGUUGUGUCUCUGCAAAAGGAGAAGCUCAUGUGUCGUGACCUUGAGAAUUACGCCACCUGCAACAAGAAAACCAUCUCCCAGGUGCUGGUUCACCUGCACCGCAAUGACUACGUCGCGGCGGAGAAGUGCGUGCGGGAGAGCUACAGCAUCCCGGGCUUCACGGCGAGCGAGGACUGUCUGGCCCUGGAGCAGCUGCUGGAGGCGUUCGACCAGCAGGACCCCGACGCCGUCUCCGCCGUGUGUAGCUCCCCGCUCUUCAAGUACAUGGACAAUGACUACACCAAGCUGGCGCGGAGUCUGCAAGUGGUGGGGGUGCCGUCCAAGAGGAAAGUGGAGUCUCCACUGGCCGGGUCCGGGGGGGCGAUGGGCCCCAAGCGGGGGCCACCUCCCCCGGCGGGGGGGGCGAGGAGGACGAUGAGUACGCGGGGGGGGCUCUGCUAAACGUACACGCAUGAACACGCAUGAAACACGUACGCACGCACAAACACACGGAUGUAUACGCGCGCGCAUGCUUACAUCCAUACACACGGGCAAGAUCAUCCCCCUGUGUAGCGUUUCACAGAUUGUUGGUGCUGUUACAGUGCACAGUGGGUUGGUGUGGCUAAGAUCAACGCCCGGACACCUUUGUCUCCCCCCAGUGCUGAUGUUUUGACACACCGCACCAGGUACUCUGGCAAGCCGAGUCGACCUAUGGGAAGUCCCAGGACCGGUUCAGAUAUUCGCUGUCAGUGUUAAUGGCCGUGAGCGGAACCGAACUCGGGUCGCCGGGUUCGCAGCCCAGUGUGCUAGCCGCUGCGGCCACCGCUCCCAUCGUCACUAAUUGCACGUACAUACACACAUGCACACAGGAAGACAAAAUGCUGUUCGCGAGCAUUGAUGAAGGUCCUAUACAGCGCUAUAGGCACACACACAUUUACGCACAUCCAUACAUAUGUUAUAUAAGUACAUAUGAACACAAAAAACAAAGAAAAAGAUCCCCCGUGUAGCCGUUAACAGACUGUUGGGGCAAGUGCUGUUAGCGAGUAGCACCUAUGAAGGCUGACACGGCACACGAGACACAUAGACAAAUAUACAAACACACAGACUACAUUUCAACACUCAUUCGCUGCUCGUUUUAAUUUUAUUUUGGGGGGGGGGGGGGGGGCAGGGUGGGGAGGAAAUGUGGAGUCACGUGCUAUUGCUCACCAUAUCACACCUGGCCCACGUGGGUUCCUCUCUAUCACUGUGUUGCGAUGGACUAAAAUAAGAAUAUUUAUCAUCUUUAUCGCUGGUAUAGAAACCCCCCCCCACUCCCGUGUCAUGGUGACCGUGUCAAGUAUUUUUUGUUCCGUUCCGUGGACCCUCUGACGGCAAGGCCGAACCUUCGCCUGCCAGCCUGCUUAGCGGUGACGUCACAAGGGGGGGGGGGACCCCUAAUGUCCGGGCCAUGCAGCGGCGGCGUCGUCGUCGUCGAUGAUUCACAGAUCGGGGCACACGGCGCUUACUGUGAGAACGCCGCUGGUGCGUCGAGUGGGGGGUCGCGGGUUUUUUUUGGGGGGGGGCCGGGGGGGGGACCCCCGCGAUGUUUCUCCUACGAUACGAUUCGCGCCGAUCCCAUCGUCCCCUUGGCCGCAUUGUCGUCGUGUCGUUGUGAUUCUUCUCUCGUUUCCUUUCGUAAAUGUUUCACUUGCUGAUGAAAAAAAAAAGAACGAUCGAAAUCGCAAACGCAAAAAAUCGCCCGUUAUUUUUUUGGGGAUCCGUUUUAUUUGCUUAUUUUCAGGCGGGAAGCCACGCAGCGACCGGUCCAUAUGUGCGUCUCGUUAACGUGUGUUUGCUACGGUAUGUUGAACUUCCUCCGCGCCGUACGUAGCCAACCGUGCAAAUCGGAGGUGCGGGGAAGGGCGACAAGUUAAACGCACACACACAAAAAAAAACGUCACAAACGUUUCAUCGUUACGACGUUUCGGCGGUGUCUGCACCGCGUGGGUGAUCAUGGUGGUGCGACGCGCAACACCAAGGGCAACACCAAUCCAGGAGAGCCACUCGGCAGGGGUGCAAGGAACCUUAAAUGUAAAACCAACGGCUUCCUUACGUCAAUGGGAAAACCCACCGCCAGUGUCGCCCGUUUAAUGUGUGCACACGCAGACAUGGAUUCCCAUUUAACAGCCUUCAACAGACUGUAGGGGCAAGUGCUGUUAGCGAACACCUACGAAGGCCGGCACGGUGCACGAGGGGGUGGGUGGCCAGCACCACACCCGGCCGCCUUUGCCUCCCCCCACUACUGAUGAUUUACACACAGCACCAGGUACUAAUUUGAAGCUAGUCGACUGAGGGGAGGCCCAGGAGGAGUUUAAAUAUUCGCCACCGUUAUUUCUCGUGAGCGGGUAUUGAACUCGGUUCCGCUGGGUUCAUAGCGCAGCGUUCUAACUGCUGCACCACCGCUUUAUUCCGAGCCCUAUUCCCCAAUUAUCAUGGUUUCAGCUCACUGUGUAAGUGGGGACAACGAUUCUCCUCGCAGUAAAAUAUUUGGCACGUUCGACGCUCGUACGCGUGACAAUUGAAUUUGACAAUAUAAUCUGUGUCGGGUGGUGGAGGAUAUUGCGACACAAAUUUGAGCAGGUCGUUACGUAACACCCAAAAAUAAAUUACGAAUUGUGAUGUUGGCUACGAAAUCGUACGUUGUGAACGAUGAUUGAAGGUUCAAAUAAACAGCUAUUAUUUAAAUUCAAGUCAAAAGGUCAUUUCCCGGCAAAAAUGCGCAAGCAUUGAUGUGUCGCUUAAAUUCUGUUUACCGCCCUGAGCCAGUGAUGGAAAUUCCACGACCUCAUGGUCGGAGGCGAAUCUGUCCAUAGGACAACUUCAUUUUAUCAACCCCAGACAGCUGAUGAUUCAGCUGUGUCGGGUGGAGGAGGGGUCUACGACACAACAGUGGCAUUGUACUCGCGUGGCAAUCUGACCCACACAGAGGGAUCGCAAUACGAUGCAAUGAUUUUACAUUUAAGCUUCCUCUUCUCCUAUAAUGCGGCGGUUACGUUCCUGAAGAACACCGCGCUAUGGAAAAAAGCGUUAUAAAUAAUAUAUUAUGUCGGGUAAAGCACAGACGUGAGAUGCAUAUGCAGGCUGAACAGAGACAGGCCCGUGGGUAGCAUGGAGAAGCAUCCAGCAGCAUCCCGCCUUGUGUGAUGCUACGCUGAAGGCAGCCAUACAACCGCUUACACUCGCGUGACGUAAAUCUGUUCACUCAAUCGCGUUAUGAAAAGAUGUGUUCCCCGAUACAUUUGUCACGUUAUUAAAAUACGCAUUAUAGGAGAACAGACUACCGCAAUGGGAGACUGCUGCUAUCGUCAUCAUCGUGGGAAUCAAUAUCGUAUUGUCGUAUCGUGAAGAAUCCUUAUCGCGGCAACCCCAGUUGUAAGUGAACUAGACAUUUGUUGUAAAUGUGAUUUCCCCCCCCCCCCCCCCGAAUGUGUUCACGCGUUCUACCCUGACGGAAUAAACAUCGACCCGCU